This is a messenger RNA of Paramecium tetraurelia, 582 nucleotides long. RefSeq lists its product as uncharacterized. The record is from RefSeq and is a predicted model, not a curated record. Gene Ontology annotation, molecular function: protein-cysteine S-palmitoyltransferase activity. Gene Ontology annotation, cellular component: endoplasmic reticulum; Golgi apparatus. The transcript has 2 exons. Gene Ontology annotation, biological process: peptidyl-L-cysteine S-palmitoylation; protein targeting to membrane. Lineage: Eukaryota; Ciliophora; Oligohymenophorea; Peniculida; Parameciidae.
AUGUUAAAUCAAGUUGAUUUAAGUUAGACUUAAAAAGAAGAAACAAACAAAAUCCUUGAAAUAUAAAAUGAUCAAUCAUUUCAACCUCAUUAUGGAAAAAACUACAUGUUUAGAUUUUAUAAUGGUCAGCCGCAAAUUACAAUCGGUCCUCAUUGGCCUCUGAGUGUUUGCACUUUUAUUUUGAUAAUAGUGGGAGCUUAUUUCAUUAGUGCUAUCAUUCACAUUAAAUCAGGAAUAUGGUAUAGUUCAGGAUCGGUAAUAAGCAGUUUAAUAUUGGAAAUAUGCUUUUUAAGGGUUUUUCUAAAAAAUCCAGGAAUUAAUUUUACUUCAACUUAUGUUCAUAAACUGAGAGUAUCAAUUUUAACUAAUUCAAAUUUUUAGAAUUCUUGCUAACCAUGUAAACUUGAAAAAGAAUAUGGAACCUAUCAUUGCUAUUAAUGUGAUAUUUGUGUUAAAGGCUAUGAUCAUCAUUGUCCUUGGGUUGGAAAAUGUAUAGGAGUAGGCAAUAUAAAAGAAUUCUAAAUGUUCUUGAUGUCACUUUUAUUUUUUUUUUCUUGCAAUUUAUUUUUAAUCAUGAUUUGA